Messenger RNA from Cloeon dipterum, 2622 nucleotides. RefSeq lists its product as uncharacterized. The coding region runs from base 178 to 891 and encodes 237 amino acids. Lineage: Eukaryota; Metazoa; Arthropoda; Insecta; Ephemeroptera; Baetidae. The record is from RefSeq and is a predicted model, not a curated record. The transcript has 4 exons.
AGCGCAACUUUCAUUGAAGCAGCGUGGGCGGCAAACUGUUGUACCUUAUAAAUAGGGGCUGCUGGCGGGUGCAGACGACACUCCAGUAGUGACAGCAUAACCCUCGCCGCCGCCACCUGUCGUCGCGGUCCCUGACACCUCGCCUGCCUACGCACUUCCACCUCUGCACUACAAAAGAUGAACCUGAGCGAAAUUAUGCUGGUGCUGGGUUCGCUGCUGCUUGCGGUGCACUCAAGCAGCGCGUUGGCCCUGCUGCGACCCAAGCUGGUGCGACAGACGCGCUCCUGGCGCACGAUCCCCGCGUACCAGGAGCCGCUGCCCGCCUACUACCCGGCCUAUGACGAGUUCGAGCCGUUCGACUACGCCACCGCCGUCGAGGACGAGUACGCCGACGAGCCCGGUUCCAACCUGCCCAUCGGCCAGGAGACCUGGUUCGAGGCCGAAAAGUCAAAGGUCAACGAUGCCUUCAUGCACAACCUCAUGGAGCUGUACAGGCAUGAGCCGGCGCAGCAGCAGUACUACGAGCCCCACUACAACUCCUACGACCAGCCCCAGUACUACUCGAGCGACGAGCAGCAGCUGAAAGUGCUGAAGAGGGAUUUCUCCUCUAGCACAGCGGCGCCGGCGGUGGCCUCGGCUGUGAGCAGGCCGCCCGCACAGCAGGGCCAGAAGGAAGUAGCCAUGCUGCGGCCGCCGAACCCGCUCAAAGGCCACGCCGAGGCCAAGCCCACGGCCCACCCCGCGUCCAUCUAUGACGCCAUCAAGAGGCUGUUCACCAUCCAGGACCUCCAGGAGGGGCAAAGCCACAUCAAAAAGACUCAGAAAAGAUAUGCUCCUAGCGAAGAAUCCCUUGUCAAACAACUGAACAGCCUCAAGAAGAUGUCAGCCUAAGAUCGAUUCUCAGCAGCAUAUUUCCACAAAAAGAACUUCACAGCAAAGCAAACGGCCUCCCUUUGAGAAGAGAAAAAACCAAAAGGACGAAGGUGGGCCACGGGCCAAGUAAUAAAACAAAACCAGUCGACUGAUCAAACACACUGACUCUUAACUACUAUGUUAAUUAACUCAUAAUUAGUUUACGCAGAUUUGUAUUUUAAUAUAAAAAGCCAAAAGAAACUGAAGAAGGGUUGCUUUUGAACAAAAAGAAGUGUGAAACGCUCUGAGAUUCGAAACACUCCCAACCAAACAAACAUAUUCUCUUCUCAUUUCGGCAUAUCAUUCGCAAGUGAAAGAGAUGAAAAAUCGAGUUAUAUUUUUGAUUCCACGGAGUUUAAUCGCAAAUAGCAGACGAGCAGCGGAAAAGUCACCUGUGAUAAAAAAGAUAUAAAAGCAAAAUAGUCACGAUUUUAUUUUUUCUAAAAAAAAGCUGUUUUCAUUCGGUUGUUUAUGAUGCCUAAUUUGUCUUAGAAAAAAUUAAAUCUACACAGCAAACACUGUAAAAAACCAGUCUGCUAUUUUGUAAACGGUUUAUUAAGAGAUGAACGAUUAUCGUUUCAUUUUCGUCAAAUUGCGAUACAAAAAAUAGGGUCUUCCUAGCAGUAAAUGUGGCAGUGAAUUGCUUAAAGAAGCAAUAUUCCAAAUCUCCCCACUUCACCAUCAACAAUGACUAACUACCAAAAAGUACAGUAAAAUUAGUAAAACUCCGAUCGAUUUAUACAUUAUGCACACGUUUAUGCAUGCUAUACGCUGUUACAACACUUAUAACCAGUAGAGAAGUAGAGAUAUCUCUCGGUGGAUUAGAUCGAGUUGUGUAAACAAAACAAUUGUAAUUUACCCGCAAACUGUGUAAUUUCUGUAUAUUAUCGACAUCAAUCGAUUCUCCCCUUGAGAAAUUGUCGCUUCAAAGUCAAUUACAAGCAUGUAUUUGAACAUGAUGUAUAUUCAAGCGCACUUGGAUCGUUUCAAAAGUUUGGAGCACUUUCUUGAUACUCUUUUGCGAAAUUUGCUGAUACACAUCAAUCUACCUCAUUGUCACACAAGCGCAGGUUUUGGUAAAAAAUCUUCGUUUUGGCCGUCAAGUCUCCAGGCAGCUUCUCGACCGAAAAUUUGGAAAUUACACAUUAUAGAUAGUCGAGAAGCAAUGUUAUUUGGUAUCAAACGAUUUGUGUCUAAAGAUUCAUAUCCUCAAACUUGGUGCAAAGUUUUCAUAGAUUGGAUGGAGAGAUAAAGGCUUAUCACACUAUUUUGUCAAAAAAUAGAGAAAACGCAGUCUGCCGCUGGAGAUUUUGGACAUUUUCCUUUCACUGUACUUUAAAAACCUUGGUGUGAAAACUGUCUCCUUUGUUAGCCAUGAUAUAUUGACAAGAACACUUAAGAAACGCACUGUGUUUGUAAGCAAAAGAGAAAUCCUAUGGUUUCCAUGAUUGUAUUUUGAAUUAAUGAACACGAUGAGUGAGUACUUUGACAAUUAAUUGCUGUACAUAUAGAUACAUACAUAUAUCAUACACGAUAUUAAAUAUGUAUAUGCAUACUUUGUACGAAUACGAAACAAUUCAAACGUACAUACUUCAUAUGACGACCUAAUUAACUAACGAUUUCUGACAAAAUGCAAAACUAAUUGUUACAAUUUUCGCUGUGUAGAUUUUGUGCAGAAAAUACAAUAAAUUUUGAUCAACAAUACAUAAA